Messenger RNA from Bactrocera oleae (olive fruit fly), 10094 nucleotides. It is a transcript of the gene tj, whose product is annotated as traffic jam. Gene Ontology annotation, molecular function: DNA-binding transcription factor activity, RNA polymerase II-specific; RNA polymerase II cis-regulatory region sequence-specific DNA binding. NCBI's taxonomy places the organism in Eukaryota, Metazoa, Arthropoda, Insecta, Diptera, Tephritidae. The record is from RefSeq and is a predicted model, not a curated record. Gene Ontology annotation, cellular component: nucleus. Gene Ontology annotation, biological process: regulation of transcription by RNA polymerase II.
ACGGGACUCCAUCAUAGGGUGUUUUUGUUUUACAAUUCGAAUGUGGAUACAUGGAUGCAUACUCACACCCAUUCAAGCAUCAUUCGGUAGUGUACAGUGCGCAGUUGUACUUACUUGCGCUAAAUAUGGGUGGUGGUUUUUAUGUACGCAGUAUUAGUAUUAACAGUAAGCUCCAGUACUACCGGUAAAUUGCAGCAUCGGAAUUGUUGGAGAAGCAUUCCAGUAUGACGCGCGUUGCCGUUCACAACGAGGUGACGCGACAAAGCACGACUUCCGACGAUCCGCACACGGUGUAACGGUCUACUUUUCGCUGCCGGGAAUAUAUACCUGUACAUAAAACUUAGCUCGACCAUUCCGUAACUACCGCGACGUACUCCCUUCAUAAUAUUUAGUGAUUAUCAGCACAUUAUUGAAUCUGGUUGUCGCAUUGUCGGUUGGACGAAUUUACUAACUCUAAGGGCGAAAAGUGCUGCUUUUGCAAUAAAAAGAUAUGUGCAUACAAAAUAAUAAUAGAUUAUGCAGUAGAUAACAUGUUGUUAUUCUAAUUAGUGAUUUCAUUAACAUAGACUGCAAGAUUUUUAAUAAUUCUGUAAAAUAGGUAAAAUAAUUAAUAUGUAUUCUAAAUAAUAUAUAGUGCGAAUUUGUGUAUUAAUAAUAAUUUCAUUAUAUACUACAUAACAUAACAUUAUACAUACAAACACGAUUUUUGACAAACCUCAUUGUAUCAAAUACAAAAGAAAAAAAAACAACGUGUGUUUUGGUUAAUACAAAAAUAAUCUUCGAAUAGUGUGUGUGAAGAAAAACUAACUCUAAAUGAGAAUGGAAGACCCAAACCUCGCCGAACAGUAUGUGCAGGAAUUCGUGCUCGAUCACCUCGAGGACGGUUCAGCAACUGUUACAGCUAUCGGAGUGAAACGUGAAGAUCACAGUCCAGUGGCAGCCCCAAAACUUGCUUGGACAACUACAACAAUCACUCCUGAAGAAGAGGAUACAGCUAAUCCACCCGCUAUCAAGAUGCGAUCUUUUCCACAAAGCUGGCAUAUAGACGAUCGCCGAUUACAACCACUAUCUCCACCACCGGAAAUCUAUACGCACGGACCUAUGGCAGGGCAGGCCAUCCUUGUGAACACAUCGGUGCCUGGUGGAGUGCCAUCGACACCGCCUGAAACCCCACCUGUUAUUAGCUCCCCUAAUGGAAGUACUUGUGCCCAAACGUAUGCAACAAUUACAAGUGCUCCGUAUCCAACACAUCGUCCCCCCACCGUCAACGCUGGUCUUACUCAAGAAAUGAUGUGGCUACCUAAUUCCAUGCGUUCAGAUCCUCAGCCAUUGGACUUACGUCCGCUCGCUUGUCCCACUCAUGAGGAAGAGUGGGAGCGACAACGUGAAUACAUGCAUGCCUCAGCAGCUGUUGCCGCCGCCAAUCAUCAUCACGGACACUUGGUGGCACAAUCCCAACACCACUCCCAUCAUCAUCAUUUUCAAUCACUAGAGCACUUAGCACCCAUCAAUAUGCAUACGUCUUACCAUAGUGGAAUACCCAACGGCACUACAAGUCUUGGCAGUGGUGGCAAUGGCAGUCAGGCGCCAUCUAACGCACCAAUUACCACUUCAGUGGUUCACCUCAAUCGACCAAUGUCAGUUUGCUCAACUCGAUCAUCCACAAAUUCACCGCGCACCUGCUCCAGACAAUAUAGUACUUCCAGUAAUUUAGGUCUUGAUGACUGUAUCAGUGAUGAUUUGCUAACGACUUUGAGCGUACGUGAAUUAAAUAAACGCUUGCAUGGAUGCCCCCGUGAAGAAGUGGUGCGGCUCAAGGCUAAACGUCGGACGCUGAAAAAUCGUGGCUACGCGCAAAGCUGUCGCUCAAAACGACUACAACAACGACAUGAGUUAGAGAAAACCAAUCGUCAGUUACAUCAAGAUCUGCAUCGUUUGAAAUUAGAAUUUUCGCGUGUAUGUCAAGAACGCGAUCAUUUAAAACAACGUCUGCAAAUACGAACGAGCGGAAGUAGUGGUGGUGUAAUUGCUGCUCUAACGAAUGCUACCGAUGGCAGUACACCAGGUGUGAUCACCGUGGGUCAACCGAAUUGUAACGCAGAUGGUCAAAAUUCGCCGGAGUUCUAUCUCUGACGCCAACUAGCUAUUAGUGGACAACAUGCGGCAGCUGCCACUGCAGCGGCCGCAGCAUCCAGCCACCAUCCGCCACAUACGCAACCUUUACAUCCGCACUCACAUCAAUGGUCAUCACGCUACCAUCAGCAUGUGCACCAACCACCAGCAAGCACUGUAGAAAUCUGAAUGCGAUGUCUAGAAUAUUACUAAUAUCUAAUAAUUAGUCCACACCGUAUUUAAUGUAAAGCAUUAAAAUAGUAAAUAUUACUUAAAACUAUUCUGUGACUUUAAUCGACAAAAAAAUCAAUGUUUGUAAGUAAAAUGAACACAAAUGGUUAUUUGAUAGGUCGCUCCGACUGCACCUAAUAACAAAUAUGCAUAUCCCAAAAACCAUUUUCAAAUAUACUAAACUUAAUAUUUUUUAAUCGGAUCAGUUCCUUAGUUCGAAGUGCAAACAAUAUCUUCUGGCUUAAGUUAAGCAGAAAGUGGUCGUAAAAUUAUGACUUUUGUUUUUCACGCCAUUAAGAUUAUUAUAUUAAGAGCUCUUAGAUAAAUUCAUUCAUAAACGUUUGACAAUAAAAUAAUAAGUGUUGUGUUAAAUUCGUAGUUAUGGUAUUCCAUAUGUACGUAAAUAUGUACGCAUAGGAUAAUUGGUAAAUCACUAGGAGUGAAUAAUAAUAUAUAGUAAACAAUUAUGCAUGUGCUCCAGCUUAUUUUUAAAGCUCUGCACCAUAUUUGGCAAUUAUCAAAUUAAUGUAUCUAUAUAUUAAUUGAGUUUAAGACUUUAAAAUGGCUAUUGAAAAUUAUGUUUCAAUAUGAGUAAGCAUGUACAUACAUAUAUAUAUAUAUUGUGAUCAUUUAUUUUGCUAUUUUAUUUUUUUUAUAUGUGUUUAAAAAAACACUUUGUGUAAAGUAUAAUAACGAAUAAAAAUAAGUGGUGUUAAUUUAAAAAUUGGAAUUUUUUAAUUUUAAAAUUCUCUGAGCAAUACUAAACAUGAAAUUAAAAAUUGAUGAAAUUAAUAAUUGAAAGGAUUGGUUUACAGUGAUAAUCCCUCUCCUCUACCUCUCCUUCUGAACAAUAUAUUUUAAUAUACUUGUAACGUGGUGAAACUCGAUCCAACACAAAAAUAUGUAGUUGAUGCUAACUAACAGGUAGAGAAGUCCAAGCGAGAUAUAUAUUGUUUCAUUUUUAUUUUACAUUAUAAUUUAUCUUAUACUUAAAAAUACAUCUUGAAGACGUGAAACUUCGUCUGUGAAUUAUUCCAUUAUUUAAUUAAUUUUGAAAAAUUCUUUCAUAUAACGUCAAUCAUUUUGAAACGAAAUUUCAAAACAAACAAAUGAAACGGAAUUGCAAUUUAAAAUUAACUCAGAAUUCAAAUUGUAGGAAAUUUUUUUAUAUAUUGACCUUAAAUUAAAUAAUUAAAUGGAGAGACAAACGUUGUUCUCAAACUGAAUAAGUUUUUUAUAAAUGCUAUCCUACCUUAUUACGAUGUUAAAAACUAACUCUUUAAAUACACUUGGUGAAAAAUCUUUAUAAUUACCUCUAGGUAUCGCCUAUUCCCAUUGGGCUUAAUUUUUGGAAAUUGGGAUUCCAAAACGUCACUAUUGCCAUUGCAAAACAAAAGGUCUACAAGUUAAAUUUUAAUAUUAUAUAUAAUUUGUAAUUAUAGAUGUAUUACUUUGAGAUAAAUUUUGUAUUAGUAUAACUGUUUGAUUUCAUUAUAGUAAUUUAAACUAAAAUGUUUCAAAUAGAGAACUAUUUGCAAAGAGUACAAGUAUAUUUUUUUUCAAAAUCGUAUUAUACAUAUGAUAACAUUAAGUCUUACAAAUAUUUACAUGUAUAAUUAUUGUUACAUUGUUUUUUGAAUCAAACACGCGCUUGGUUGAUAAGUUAAACAUUUGUAUGUGUACAGCCAUGAAUACAAAUAAAUAGGUAUAUAGAUUAUUUUAUGUACAUGAGUAAACAUUUUGCAUGUAAAGUCAAAUGAUUGUUUUUUCGCAGAUAAAAAAGAUUGUACGUUCUGCCUUAUUUAAUUAUACAGCAGUGCAUUUACUUAUUUAUUUUUGCAUAUGUAUAACUGAGAUGAAUUUUUUUUGUGAAAUUUUAUAUAUAUUUAUUAUAUUAUAUUAUAUUAUAUAUUUAUAUGUUUUAUAUAUGUUUAUUACAAUACAUCAGGGGUUUCUUGUUAUAAAUUCGUAAUUUUAAAUUGUAUGCGAGUAUUUUUUAAGGAAGAACACUGUUACCCCAAUUACUAUCACUUCCAUUUUCCUGCAUCGCAACUUUCGAAAUAGCUUAAUCUGAUGUUCUAUAUCGAUCAUAAAAUGCUCUGGAGAGUUUAAAUCCCUUUAGUGGAAUACUUUUAGUAGGGUUCUUAUAGCAAGAUGUACUGUUCCACCAAAUGUCUGGUUAUUUACAAACUUAAAACCGAUCGCAGAGCCUUCAUAUACCUAAGUUCUCUAUUAAAUACAGGAAGUAACAAGUUUGUCUACUCGGACUACUAUUGUAGUAUUGCAAGAAUAGUUAUUUAACUUAUUAGAUUGCUUAAGUUUUGAUUUUAAAUCUUUAGUUUGAAAAUAUUGAUACUUCUCCUACGUUCUGUUUUAUACUUGUAAUGUUGGGCCGGCUUCCAAGUGAUUAAGCCAAUUUACUGCCCGGCUUAUUUGUUUUACAUAAGAGAUGAGAUUUGAUUCAUUUACUAUAUUACUUUGAUAUUUUGCCAUUUUUUAAUUAUUUUCUACCGGAAAUUGUUCACCCUCUUCAUCUUUGCAAACGACACGAAUGUUUCAAAGAAUUUAGGAAAAUUUUUCUUAAUGCUGUUACAGCGGUAAACAAAUAGCACUAGAUCGAAAGCUACCUUUAGACGUGUAAUGAUUUCGGAAAGCGUAAUAUGGAUUCUGUCUGCUAGUUUAACGGUUGUUCCUUAAUGGACUUUAAGCUGUCGUAUUAAUUAAUUUAUUGCCAAUUAUGGCUAUAGCGAGAUGUUUUAGGAUUAUACAUAGGAUAUUUAUAUCACCUAUAUGAAAAUUACAUAUUUUACUACUGAGUUUUUGAGUUUUAUCAUCUAGUGUUUGUUGAAAUAGAGAGAGUACGUUUUAUGUCUAAACAAGAGACCACUGAUUAUAGACCUAAAAUACAGUGCAUGUAAACAAACUCAUAAUUUCUUAGUUUCCAUGCAUUCUAGUUUAUUUACCACCCAGUGUGUGGCUAACAACAUAAAUAAAACUUAUAUUCUCAGAAUGACAAAAAAUCGUCGACUCAAAAAUACGUUGUUAAUAUAAUAAUAUGUUUCUACCCUGAUUUAGAAAAUAGAGUACAAACACUCAUUAAUAAAAGUCUGUAUUAUUCUGACUAAGUAACUAUUGGCACAUCGAAAUAGAAUGGUAUUAAUAUGUCGUUACUAUUUUCGAAUUUAAAGUUUUUCAAGGAAUUUAACCGUACUACCCUUAAAGCUCUUAUAUGCAUUUCAUAGUUUUUGAAACCACUCUUUUUUCUUGUAUUAGCUCUUAAGUUAAAUUCAUUAUCAUAUACAUUUCGAAUGCGAAAGACGUUAAGGUGCAAGAAUCGUUUUUCUUAUUUCAAUAAUAAAGCAUUAUAGACGGUUCAGAUCUUUGUUAAUGGCUUAUGAAACGUGUUUGGUCCAGCUUAACAUUGUUGUAAUGGUUAUAUUCAUACAUAAAAUUUCAACUUCUUAUGCGCUUGCAAAAUGAUGCUACAGAGUAUGAUAGUUUUGUUCAUCUAUUUUGUUCAUGUAUCAGUCAAAACUAAUCGCGUUGGAUAUAGGGUUAUAUACUUGUAUAUAUAAAUGAUCAGGAUGAAGAGACGAGUUGAAAUCCGGGUGACUGUCUGUCCGUCCGUCCGUCCGCAUGUGCAUGCUGUAACUUGAGUAAAAAUUUAGAUAUCGUAAUGAAACUUAGUACACAUGUUUCUUGGCACCGGUAUUGUAGAUGGGCGUAAUCGGAUCACUGCCACGCCCACAAAACCCCAUUAAUCGAAAACCAAUAGGUUGCCAUAACUAAGCUCCACAAUAAGAUACAAGACUGUUAUUUGGUAUAACAAAUCGCUAAUACUUUAACGAAAUUCACUCAGCGCAAAUCUUUUUAGUGCCCUACCGACAGGGUGAAAAUGGGUGAAUUCGGGUGAACUCCCGCCCACUCUCCAUAACGGUUUUGAUAAAAACUACUAAAAGUGCGAUAACUUAUUUCAUAAACAAGUCAUAGACUUUAAAUUUUACACAUAUGAUAAUACAAUGAAGCUUUAAAGGAGCCAAUGCAAACAUUAGACAAUGGGCGUGACACCGGCCACCUUUUGACCGAUUUUAACAAAGCUUGGUAGGCAACAUUACACAACUUAAAUUUUAAUGCCAUCUGAUUUUUUUGACAUACAAAUCAAGCAUUAAUAAAUAUUGACAUAUAACUGUACAAAAGUUGACAUAUAACUGUACAAAAAGAGUGCAUAUGUCAUCUGAAGUCUAAAAAUUGUCAAAAUCGAGAAAUAAGUGUCGAUGGUUGACUUUUUACCGAAAUUAUCAUUCAAUGUUUGAGAUAUAUAAUUGGAAUUUGGAGAGAAUCUUUUUUUGAUAAUACAGUACUUCUCUUAGCCCCACAUACCUAAUAGAAAGAUUGGCUAUAAAGGGUGAUUCAUUUGGGGGUUUCCUACUUUUUUAAAGAAAAAAACGCAGAAAACUCAAAUUUAUUGGGGAAUGUUUAUUAUCAUUGGAAAGAACAUUCUUUGGCAUUUAUUUUUUUAGAAUUAUCUCUUUCAAAUGUUGUCUGCGUCUACGUCUCAGAAGGUCUAUCCAUUGAGUCCAAUUUUCAACGAUUCAUUCGAGCAUUUCGACUGGUAAGGCAAGGCCUCAAUCAAAGUGGGAUUAUUCGCAAAGAUUUACACUUAACAUAUACACAGGAAAAAGUCUAACGAUGUGAUAUGACACGAUCUUGGUGGCCAAUCUCUCUCAAUAAAUCCUUUGAUUGAUGUGAUGUGUCUGAAGUGUCGCCAUCUUGUUCAAACCACAUGUCACUGAAAUCACGAGGUUGAAUUUCAGGCAUCAGUAGUCGGUUAUCAUGACGCGAUAACGGUCGCCAUUGACGGUUACGGCCGGCAUAAUUUUUAAAGAAAUAUGGACCGAUGAUUCCACCGACCCACAACCCACACCAAACCUUGCUUUUUUCUGGGUGAAAUGGCAGCUCUUGAAUCUCUUCAGGUUGUUCUUCGUCCCAACUACGACAAUUUUGCUUGUUUACAUACAAAUUGAGCCAGAAAUUGGCCCCAUCGCUGACCCAAAUUUGGCUCGAAAACGUCGGAUCUUCUUUGAACUUUUCAGGAGCCCAUAGAGCAAAGCGAUGUCAUUUGGGAAGGUCGAGCAACUUCAGUUCUUGCACAAGGUAUAUUUUGUAUGAUUUCAAUUUAAGAUAUCGAUGCAAAAUGCGUCAAAUCGUUCCAUACGUCAGUCCGAGUUGCUGGGAACGGCGCCGAAUCGACUCUCCUCGGUCUUCGUGUACACUCUCAGCUACAGCCGCUAUAUUUUCUUCUCUGCGUGCUGGACGUGGCCUAUUCGGUCGAAUAUUAUCCAAUAAUAAAUGCUGGGUCUCAAGAUGGGUGACAGUGUUGGGAAUAGUACGCUUAGUAGGCCGAUUAUGUUGGCCAUAAAUUGAGCGAAGCGCUCGAAUUCGUGAAUUAUUGUAAUAAAGUUGAACAUUUUGUAAACUUUGUUCAGAUGUAAGUUUUUCCGUGAUAAAAUGCCAAACAAAACUGAAUAAAAAUAACAUGACAGCUUGACACGACUAAUGCGUGAUCUGUCAAGGAAAGGCUAUUAAAAAAGUACCGCUACUUAGAACACCCGUUACAAUACUCUAACGCCGAAACAAUGUGAAUUUUUCAUAUACUACAUACGUACAUAAAAUGAUUUUGUUUUGUUUUUUCAAACCUUAUGCCGAAAUCGGUCAGUGUGUGAGUUAUUUAUUUAUAAAAUUUAUUGAAAUUAUGUUCUCGAGUAUACAUUAACAAUUUCAAAGGUUAAUGCAACAAGCUUUCUCUGACCCCAAUAUUCCCUGUAGAGUGAUUUCUUUUCAACUGACUUAAACCAUUUAGGUGAGUCAAAAUGUUUUAUAUUUAUUAAUUGGACAAGUUUUCUUAAAAAUUAUAAAAUUAUAUUAAUGAUUUAGCGCUGAGUUUGUCAGAAUUUGGUGGAAACCUUGGUAUAAACCUCAUAUUACUAAUAUAAUGAAUUUCCAUCCUCUGAUUUACGUUUUCCACAUUAUCUCAAUAUAUUAAAUUUAGCCUCUUGGUUGAGUUUAUAUUACAUAUAUCCUAUUUGAAGACAAUUUUCGCUGACGGAAAGUAAAAUACAGUUACAAAACUAAGUGAGACUAUGACCUAUAACAUAACUUAUUAAAAAUACCAAAUUUUAUUGAAAUCCAUUUAAGAUUUAUUCGAAUAAUUAAUGCUGACUUCUUUCUCAAGAUUUUUUUUUUAAUUAAAAUUUUGCCACAUCUGAAGGUAUUUCCCCUGCUUUCAGCCUUGCAAGUUGCAGGAGUAUUAAAUAUUCGCUUACACCCGAACUUUUUUUUCCUUUAAAUUAUCCUACUUUUCAUGUCAAGCCAAGAUGUAUAACACACGGGAUCUUGUCAACUUACUUCCCAAUCAUUUAUUAUUCGAAAAGUUCGUGAACGUAAACGAUCUGUGUUUCACAUAGUAUAUAUUUUGAUUGCUGCCGAAAAUUUUAAUUUUAAAUAACUAUAUCAUCCUUUAAUUAUUUUAGUAAUUCAAUACCUUUGAAUAUUUGUUAAUAACUGGUCCAUGUACAACUGAUGCUUGAUUUUAUAAUGCCUCAACCACAAAUUCCUAAAAGUAUUAAUAUAAUAGUAUGUAUCAUAUGUGGAAAUGUAUUGAUUACAUUUUCAAGGUUGUAGUAAGUUAAUUGUGUCAGAUAUUUAUUUUAUACAUUGUAUGUGUCUAGGUAUGAUAGUUUUUUAACCUACAACAUUAAAAAGAAUUGUAAAUAUUAUAUUUAAGAGCGUUUGAGAUGAUGUUAAAUUUACUUAAUAAAGAAAGUAAUUAAACGUUUGCAGAGUUAUCAGUAUAAGAACAGAAAAAACUAAUUUAUUUUAAUUAAUUCAGGUAUAAAUUAUAUAUACUUUUGUAAAUACUUUAUAGUCGAAUUUUAAAAUGUCAUUAUAUAAAAUACAGGUUACUGAUUAUUUAUCCAUAAAUACUAGACAUAUCUCUUAAAGCAAUGCCCUUAGAUACCACAUUUCAUAAUCAUGAAUGAGGAAUUGUUUUUAGUAAAAAAAUAUGUUAAGUUUUGAUGACACAAAGCGUUAGAUAUUUAUAUAAGUGGCGUCCAAACUUCAGUAUAUGGAGUUGAAGCAGAGCAUUGGAAUUUUAGAACGUUUCAAAACCAAAAUUAACAAUGAUAUUUCACGAAAAUUGUUGUAGCAAAAUGAGUGCAGAGAAGUAGUAAGCCUCUUCAACAGCUAGAAAGUUCGUGGUGACACUCUGGUGACAAAUGCUGAUAAUUAUCGAGCGAAAUGCAUGUGCGGUCAAGGUGAUCACGGCCUGGUGAAAUCGAGCAUCGAGUCUUAAACUCAUAUUAUGAGUUGGGUAGCACUGCCAUUGUAUAAAGACAAAGAUUCAGGGGAAGACACUUUUCCUUUUGAUGCUUUAUCCGUUUUAUUUUUUGCAUUAUAAUUUAAGUCCACACCCAAUCAAGUCCACAAAUCACACUUGCCACAUUUUCAAUGAUAUAUUUAAUAAUUAGAUACAAAAUUUCAGACAAACGACAACGGAUUGAAUUUGUUAUGGACAAAAUAUUACUAUAGAUUUGUUAAGUCUCCCAAAGCUAUAUUCAUUCAUCGUAUCAUUUAUUUAAAUUAGUAGUUUGUUAAGUGUGUAUUUUGUGAAAUACAAUACGACUGCAAUCUUACCAUCUCACUCAAACUUCAAACGAAUAAAAAAACAAACAAAAAAUAUGUUAACUUUA